Oryctolagus cuniculus (rabbit) is the source of this 11759-nucleotide messenger RNA. The record is from RefSeq and is a predicted model, not a curated record. NCBI's taxonomy places the organism in Eukaryota, Metazoa, Chordata, Mammalia, Lagomorpha, Leporidae.
CUUUUAUAUAUUGGGAAAGUUAGAAUAUAAAUUGUAAUGCAAAGUAGGAAGAGUUUAUUUUAUAUUGAUUCAUAACCCUCUUUAAUCGUCCUUGUUUCUCUGUUUCAUAGAACUUUACUCCUUCACCACUGUUACACCCUACUCUUUAAUCUUGGCUCCCAAACCGGACUUUGAUAUUCAUAUCUGUAUUCCUGCCUCUACUUUUCUCAGAAUUUCUUUUACAACAUGUUCUACAUACUGUUACAUUCUUCAUCCGCAUUCUAGCUGUGUGUCACAUUGUAAAAAAAUUUGGAUGGCCUAAAAAGUUAGUAUAUAAUAAAAUGCUUACAGUUACCAUCAUGAGUGCCAUAGGUGUAUUUGCAUUUCUUACUGGCACCAACUGGGAAGGAAUUUCAGGCAUCAGGGAUAGUCACUUGUGGGAGAUAUUUUGGGAAAGUCCACACUGCAGAGACAGUUGCUUGCUAUGCAUAAAAGCCAGUUCUUCGCAAUCACUAUCUUCUUAGUCCUGUAUAUGGUUCAAGAUGGAAGAUGAUGCCCCAAAGCAUGUAAUCCAGAUGACAGGAUUUAAGAUGGAAGAAAAGGAAGCUCUAGGCAAAUUGCUUUUAAAACUAGAUUGCACUUUUAUUAAGAGUGAGAAAUACAAAAAUUGUACACAUCUUAUAGCUGAACGUCUUUGUAAGAGUGAAAAAUUUUUAGCAGCUUGUGCAGCUGGAAAGUGGGUACUAACAAAGGACUACAUAAUUCAUAGUGCCAGAAGUGGAAGAUGGCUUGAUGAAACCACUUAUGAAUGGGGAUAUAAAAUUGAAAAAGACUCCCAUUAUUCACCUCAAAUGCAAUCUGCACCUAAAAGGUGGCGAGAAGAACUGAAACGCACUGGUGCUCCAGGAGCCUUCCACAGGUGGAAGGUUGUCCUCCUUGUGAGAGCUGAUAAACGAAGUGAUUCUCUUAUAAGAGUUUUGGAGGCUGGAAAGGCAGAUGUCAUUUUGCCAAAAAGUUCACCAAGUGGAAUAACUCACGUGAUUGCCAGUAAUGCAAGAAUCAGUGCUGAGAAAGAAAAAGAUAACUUUAAGGCUCCAUUUUAUCCAAUUCAGUAUCUAGGGGAUUUUCUUUUAGAGAAGGAAAUUCAGAAUGAUGAAGAUUCCCAAAGCAAUUCUAUUUGGACCAAACGUGAUAAUCAAGAAAAAACCAAAGAUUUUAGGAAAGAUAAGGGAUUGCUUGAAAUGACAGAUGCCUUAAGACAAACCGUCUGUAGGACCCAGAAAGAAAUGGAAAAUCAUGAUGUUAAUAAUAGUUCAAUUUUGACUGUACAUCACAAAAAAAAAUUCAGAGACUCCAGUAAAGGUUUGAAAUUUAUUAAAAUGAGAAAUACCCUAGGAAGGCAUACAUAUGGAAAUCAGAAGGAAAUUAAGAAAAAAGAUGGAGAUAUUCAACGGAGUUACUCUUUGAGGAAAAAACGCAAAAAAGAAAAUGAUUGCAGGAGAGACCUCGAACGUGACAAAAUUAAAAAUACCUUAAGAAACCACAUACAUUGUAGUGAUCAGGAAAUGAAGAAUUCUGUUUUUGCUGAUUAUGCCAAAGAGUCAAGAGCAAAAGAUGUCAGGGCAGAUGUGGAUAUUAUUGAAAUAAAAAAUGCCUUAAGAAAGCAUAUAUAUAGAGCUCAGGCUGUCAGAUACAACUGCAUUAGAAUAGAUAAACAACCAGUAUACAAUGUAGAGGUCAAAAAUACUGAAUUUCCCAGAGGUGUAUUAAAUUUAAUCGAAAGCCUCAUAGAAGGACAGUUCUUUAAGGAAGCUAUUGAAGAGCUUUCCUCUUUGCAAGCACAUUAUAUUCCUCCUGUGUGCCUUCUUCAUGCUCUUCUAGAGAACGUUCUACAGGAUAACAUAGAUACAUUUUCUGGUCGAUACUUUCAUAUAUUGUCAGCUCUUCUUCACCUGCAUCCACCUUGGAAGUCCCCAGCCAUGUCAAGAUAUUACUUAGAGUUGUUUCAAUGUCCAACUUGUAUGAAAGGAGCCUGGUCCCUAGUAGAAGUACUUAUCAGGUCUUGCCUUUUCAAUGAAAAUUUUUGUCAUCAAAUUUCAGAAAAUAUCAAUGACUCUAAAGUACUCUACCUGACACUACUCAAAUUUUUCUUUAAUUUAGUUGAAAGUGAAGUACGGCAUCUGAGUCAAAAGUUGUAUGACUGGUCAGAUUCUCAGAGUCUGAAAAUAACAGGAAAGGCAGUUCUUCUUGAAAUCUUUUGGUCAGGAAGUGAGACUUCUGGGCUUUUGACCAAACCGGUGAAUAUGCUUUUGGAAUGGACUAUAUAUUCUCACAAAGAAAAAUGCAAAUCUAAUGAUGUCUUCAAACAUGAGCUAGCUUACUUACUGACUGGAAUUCUUGGAGCUGCAAUAGAUUAUUGGAUCUUCCUUGGUCUUAAGAUGGGUAGAAAUGUGAUGCGACACAUGUCUGAUGACUUGGGAAGUUAUGUUUCCUUGUCAUGUGACGACUUUUCUUCACAAGAAUUAGAAAUUUUCAUAUGCUCCUUUUCCUCCUCCUGGCUUCAGAUGUUUGUUGCAGAGGCAGUGUUUAAGAAGCUGUGUUUGCAGAGUUCCAUCAGUGUUUCCUCUGAACCCCUCUCUCUCCAGAAAAUGGUAUAUUCCUAUUUGCCAGCUUUGGGAAAAACUGGUGUUGUGCAUGGAACUGGAAAGAUGCAGAUACCAAAGAAAACAGGACAGCGGCCUUGCCUUGAGUCUCAGAGAGCCCUGCUUAUGUUGAAUGGUGCUAAACAGAAGCAAAUCGAAGGGCUUCCAGAGUUACCAGAGCGAAACCUUGCUAAAUGUUCCUCAUCAUUAAAAAAAAUGAAAAAGAAGUCAGAAGGAGAACUGUCAUGUUCCAAGGAGAAUUGCCCCUCUUUAGUUACAAAGAUGAAUUUUCACAAGACUAAUCUAAAAGGAGAAACAGCCCUGCAUAGAGCUUGCAUAAAUAACCAAGUGGAGAAAUUGAUUCUUCUUCUCUCUUUGCCAGGAAUAGACAUCAAUGUUAAAGACAAUGCUGGCUGGACGCCUUUGCAUGAAGCCUGUAACUAUGGCAACACAGUGUGUGUCCAGGAAAUUUUGCAACGUUGUCCAGAGGUAGAUCUGCUCACUCAAGUGGACGGGGUGACUCCUUUGCAUGAUGCACUGUCAAACGGACAUGUAGAAAUUGGCAAGCUGCUACUACAGCAUGGGGGCCCUGUGCUUUUACAGCAGAGGAACUCUAAGGGGGAGUUGCCCUUGGAUUAUGUGGUAUCACCUCAAAUCAAAGAAGAGCUGUUUGCUAUGACAAAGAUAGAGGAUACAGUGGAGAACUUCCAUGCACAAGCAGAGAAACAUUUUUACCACCAGCAGCUUGAAUUUGGUUCAUUUUUACUUAGUAGAAUGUUGUUAAACUUCUGUUCAAUUUUUGAUUUAUCCUCAGAGUUCAUUUUAACUUUCAAAGGGUUAACUCAUCUUAAUGAACUGCUUAUGGCUUGUAAAAGUUACAAAGAAACCCCCAGUGCUCAUACUGACUGGUUAUUAGACCUUUAUGCUAGAAAUAUAAAGACAUUGCAGAAGCUGCCAACUAUUCUUAAGGAACUUCCUGAGAAUUUGAAAGUGUGUCCUGGAGUACACACCGAGGCCUUAUUGGUGACCUUGGAAAUGAUGUGUCGAUCAGUCACUGAGUUUUCAUGAUGAUGCCAAAAAGUAUGAGUCAAUGUUCUAAACCUGUUCAGUUUGCUUUGUCAUCCUUUAUGGGCUUCAUAGUGUAUUACCCACUAAUUUAUUUAUUGACAGACUUUACAGACAGCUUUGCUAAAUUUUAACAGCACUUGAAGCACUUCUGCAAAACUAUAGUAUGGGCUUCUUUUUCAGUAUGUGAGAUUUGACCCAAAAGUCAAAAUAGUUCUGUUUGAUACACUGCUUUCAUUAAUCUUUUUUUGUUCUGAAAGUGAUAUUAUUUAUCUAUUUAUAUUGUAUAUGUACAAAAAUUAAUUUAAUUUUUUUUUUUUUUCAAAUCAAAAUGUAAUGUCUGUCCUCUUCUAAGGUGAUCUAGAUCUUAGAAUCAUGGCAAGGAUACUCAUACAAAUGUGCACCUUUAAAUAUGUAGUUCCCUGUUUCUUCUCUGUAGGUGGUUGGACUAAAAUACGUAUUUUAGUUUUGUGCAUUUCUAAAAUAAACAUUUCUAAAAUUUAUAAAUAACACUCUUUUGGCUUUUAAAUACAUAGAAUAUGCAAAGUCUUGACAAUUCAGUCACUUGAUCUUUUUAGUUUUCAUAGUUGACAUACAAAAUACAUUACUGCUUCAUGUAACCAGUGUUCUGUAAGUGAAAAUAUUCUGCAUAAUACAUUUUAUUAAAUAUUAAGAUUAAAAGUGGCAUCUAAGUUAUAGAUUUGGGAUUAUCCAAAGUCAUAGUGUGUGGUAUAAAUUUAGAGGGUAGUAAUGCUUCAAUUCGUUUUUGAUCCUAAUGGCAGUUUGUAGUAUUACUAAAAGAAAGUGGAGGGGCGUGGAUCUCAACUACUUUUGAAAUUGGAGUUGCUUUACUAGUGGGACUAAGUUAUAUUGUGAUGCAGGUGGAAAAGAAACAUUAAAAUUUCCAAAUAACUUUCAUGUAACCAAAGUGAUGAUAUUACAGCAAUUAAUCUAAAGAAGCACACUUAAGUUUUAUCUUGAAAAUAGAUCUUUCAACAAGAUACAAAUGCUCAGCAUCUUAUUACUAGAUUUAUAAUCUGAUAUACCUGUUUGCCUGUUUGCCUGUUUUUAAAUGUUACUUUUUAUACAUACUGUCAAAGAUAUUAGUUGCUUCUGUUUAGCUUUCAAAUUUGACUCCAUGCAAAUCCCUUUUUAUUUAUUUGAUCUCCAAAGUAUUAAAGAAAAAAUGAUUUAUUGGAAACUAUCUGAAGGAUUUUAAAAUACUCGGAGUAAAAUACGUCCCCAGAAGAUGAAUAAGAACAUUUUUAAUCCCAAGACAUCUGGGAUAAUUGCUUGGUAAAAUAAUUUAAAUUUAAGAACAUAGGCUUUGACAUCAGACACGGUUUCAAAUCUUGUCCAGAUUCUUAGUAACUAAUUACAAGUGAAUCCUCCUCUGAGCUUUGGUUUUUUUGCAAGUCUGAUGGCAAUAAAACUAUGUAUACUUGUCAUGAUAGUAUUGUUAGCUAAUCACACUGUGUGACACUUAAUAAAUAGUGCUUUUUCUAUUUCUUACCUCUUUUGCUUAUAAUGAACCAUUUAAACAAAAGGCAAAGAUAGUAAUUUCUUUAGUUGGUAUAAUUCCAAAGCAUUGUGAGUUGCGGUUUAACAAUGUUCAGAAAAAAGUAGUUUGCUAAAUUAGAUACUUACUAAAUAAGUAUGUUUAUUUGUUAUUUGCAUUAAUAUCUCAUAACUGUUGUAUGAGAACAUACAGUAUAAAACACUCAAAUGCCACUGAGGACUGUACCUUUAAGAAGGUAUCAUUGUAGUUUUGCAAUUCCUCAGAAUUCCAACUUAGCAUACAUAGAUUGCUAUGUUCUGUUGCCUAGCUAACAAUACCAAGAUGAGUAUGGAUUUAAACCUGCGAGGAAAAACCAGAGUAUUCCAAUAGUAUUGCAAAGUGUCAGUCUUCUUCCUUAACAUUUUAUUAUAGAAACCAUAAUAAUUGCCUUAAAUGAAUAUUAGAAAUAGAAGAAAUUCUAAGUAAGUAAAUAUAAUUCAGAGUCUUUCUGAGUCCCAGCAUUUCUGCUGGAGACUUCUCGAAGUUGCAACUGAAGACAAGGCUGAGUAAUGCUAUUCGUCACACUCUGCCAGGUUUGGCAUCAUGGUUCCAUGUAAUUGUUUAGGGACAAGAUGCCUAGUAGAGCCCUUGUUACAAUAUAAAUAAAGCCUGGAAGGAGAUGUCUGAGUUGUUAAGAUACAGCUUUUCCCCAUGCAAUGUUUAUGGGCCAUUCUAUCUUAGAAAGGAUCUCUUCAAAGUUAGAGUUCUUUCUGUAUGUUAAUUCUUAAUUUCCAUAGCAGAAAAGAAUGACCCAAGUAUAAACAUUUUCUGCCAUUUCUCUAACUCCAAGGUGAAUAGGAAAACAUUUUUCUCGUAUAAAUCAUACAUGAAAGCAGUCAUUCUAAAUUCAUUUUUUCUUGAAUAACUGCUUAGUAGUAGGUGCUAUGUUGGAUAGGGAUUGACUGUUCAAAGGAGAAAGACAUACAGUCUGGGAAGGUAAAUUAGGCUUAAAUAAUUUUGAGUUUUAUUGUUUAUGGUAUCCACUGUUGGAAAAAAAUUCGGUCUUAGAUGGUUCUUAAAUUUGUAGUAAUAAUUGACUUCUGGUUUUUGAAUCUGAAUUAAUCAAAUAGUUUACUCCUAUUGUUCUAGAGUAGAUAAAAUGUGGGCUGUGCUUUUUUGCUCUUAGUAAACAAAUACCCAGUCUUAAGUAAAGAUAAGUGCAUUAAUGCUAAUACUUUUAUAUAGAGUACAGAGAAUGCGUGCUACUUUUCUUUAUGCUGUUAUAGAAAGUUAAAUGAAUACCUUCACAUGAAAAAAAUUACUGGUAGAAUAUGCAAUCCCUAUGCCUUCAUACACCUUUCCAGGUAAGUGAUGAACUUGAUGAGAGCCUGUCCUUGUUGCUCCUUAAUCAGUGGAAAGGGGUCACCUUUGAGUGACACGCGGCACUCCUUCCCUCCGGCAUUUAUCACGGACCUUCCACGCCACUCGCACCUCCUGCUGACGUGGAGCUUGCAGAAACUUGGAACAAUAAUUGUUUUUAUAACAAAUGUGGAUUGAGUUAGAAAGGUCAGAAAUGGCAUUAUUGGAAUUAGGCUGUGCCUGGUGAUGUCAAAACUGGAUACAUGGAAUAGUUAACUAGUCCUUGUAAAUCAAAUUAUGUUAUCAAAAAAUUCAUCUUGUAGGUUAAAAUGAAUUGUGAUGGGAGGAUGUACUUUGGUGGCUGUUUGCUCUGAUACAGAUUUAGAGAUUUUUAGGUUUAAAAAUAAUUAGAAGAAGGUAUAGUAUGUUUUACUUGAUUCCAAGCAUAGAGCUUUCAGGAUGCUGCAAAUUCUACUCAAGGAAAUAAACAUCUCAAUAUUUCUAUCAAUCUUAGUCAUUAGAUGUUUAAAAACAGUUUGCAGUCUUAAAUGCUGACCUUAUAUGAACAUCCAAAAUAAGUUUCACUCAUGCAUCUCAGUUUGUGAAAACGCCAAGCAACAUAAACCCAUACCCAUUUCUUGAGAUACCUGAAUUUAUGUGACUUGUUUGAGUGGGAAAGAAAAACAUUCUGCUAAAUUGUUUGGAAAAGAGAUUUGUUAUAUUUAGCAGAAAAUCAAAUGAUUAGCUUUAUCAUGGAAGAAUCUCCUAUUUGGGAAUAUUUUUGUAAUAUAGGCUGUUUGCAUUAUUUUGUAUAUUUGAAUUCAUUUAUGAUAGGUCUUUUUUUCUUAGCUUAAGUAUAUAGUUUUAGUACACUUCACACUGUUUCAAAAAGAAAAAAGGAAGUAUCACUCAGCAGUUGACACAAAUGGCUUUUUAAAAAUGUGCUAUUGAAGAUCUCCCGUUUUUUAAAUGAAACUAUGGUGAAUUUUUUCCUGUGUUUCUAAGCUACUUGCUGAAUAAAACUCCAUCUAUUAAAUAAACAGUGACUAGUGAUCAGAUAGAAAAAUUUUUAUAGUAAAAUAAUUAUAUAGUGCUGUUUAUAUAUACAAAAUACUGCCCUUAACAAACAUGGACCCCAAAAGAGUCCCUUACUUAAGCAUCUAUAAAAAGCUGUUUCUAAUAGAAUUGAAACAUUUCCUCCAAAUUUUUUGGUUUUGUGUAGUGGUCCCCAAAUUUUUUUAGGAUGUUGAACUCGGAUUUGGUAUGUCUAAUCUUCCUUCAGAGACUGUCUAAAUUGGAUCAAGUGAGCAUUAAUGCAUAAUGAGUGCUAAACAUCAGUAGAGGAUGGAUCACAACUUUGGAACAUACAAUUUAGUUAUACGAAAAAAUAGAAGGUUUAAAAAACAUGUUUAGUACUUCCAGAAGGUGAGUUGCACUGAAGUGAAAAUCUGGAAUCCAGCUUUGAGUUCACACCUAUCUUUACUAUCAUUUGUCUUGAUAAUAAACUAAGAUUACCAGUGCUUCUCCAUUUGUCCCCAACUGAAAUAAAUAGUCAUGUUGAAAAAAGUCAGUAAUCUUAAAGUGGUGACAGAUGAAAAGAAGUUAGUUUGUUGCCAGUGACUUCUCAAGGGUUAGGUCAGAAACGGUUCACGCUAUGACUCUUGAUAAAUUGUUCUAAUGAUCAGAAUGGUUGAAUUUAUAAUAGUUUUUGUUUUAAAGAAUGUCUAUCUUGGUAUCUUGACUUCAUCCUAAAGAUGCAUUUUUCUACUUUGUGUCACUUCUGUCUUAAAUUGUAGAGAUAAAAUUACAGAGCAACGAAUAGAAUUUGGUACAAUUAAAAUACACAUUUUCAGGUACUCUGAAAACCUAAAAGCAAAAUUGUAGUAAACAUGAAAACUGGCUGAGAGGAUGAGGGGGGAAAUCGGAUAGGAUCAUUCAGAUUUAAAGAAAUCAUGGGGGGAUAAAGACUUCUAGGUGCUAUGUAAUAAAUUGAAGUUAGGGGAUAAAAUCAGGCAGAAGGCAUAUAGACAGAGCUACUCUCAGGAAUAAAUGUGACUUUGAAAGUCUUGAGUAAUAUUCAGUUAACUAAAGGAUCCAGAUAAUUGUAUUGUAGAGAUUGUUUUAGUUGAAAUUUAGUCAAAAAUAAAGAAGAAUAAAAAUACCACAAUAAAGAAUAGUAAAAAUACCACUUUUAAUGGUAUCAUCAGAAGCAGGCAGUUUUGAGUAAUAAUAGUCCUUCCUCAAGGUCACGCAAAUCUUAGAUAUUUCAUUUCUUCUUUUCUCAUCACUUCAGGUUUUGUUUACAGUCAAUCCAAAAAUACUGCUAAGUUUAUACUACGGCAUGUUAUUGAGAAAAUGGACUGAACGAGAGGUUGAAAGCCAUUUAUUAAGUGAUUGAACUUGUUCCCUAAAUAACAUUUUCCUUUAACAAUUUUAGUUAUUUAAGAACUAUUUAAAUAUAAUUAAAAAGUUUUCUCUAAAUUGCUACAUUGCCCACAAGAUUAUGAGGAAAUACAUUGCUAAUGGUGGCUUUAUUUAUAUGAUAGGAUUUCAAAUAUUUCUUUUCCAUUUGUCCAGGUUUCUUUAACAUUUAUAUUUGUGUAUAAUUCCAGUAAUCAGUUUAUUUUGAAGGUAAAAUUUCCAAUCUAAGUAAGAAUCAGCCUUGAUAGUUUUUCUAAAGUUGUUUUAGUUAAAUUGGCAACUACUGUAUUUUUAGAAGACAACGUUAAAAUAUGCCAUAUUUCUUUAAGGUAGGAUGUAAUUAGAAAUUUAAUUGGUAUCCUAUUAAUACAGAUAUCAAAUAAAUUACACUUGUACUAUAUGCCCUUCUUUUGAGAGUGAAUUUGACUUAGCCCUUUGCUGACAGGAUUCUGUAGUCUUUGCUUUAAGCCACUCCAAGUGGAGCCUUACCAGUGCCAGGGUGAGGAUUGGGUGGUGGUGACUAAAGCAGUGUUCUGAAACUGCUAUAGAUUAAGCUGCUUCAUGUGGGUGCCAUGUGGAGCCAUGGUAACAAGCCCUUGCUUUCUGAUUUCAGGAGUAUUCGUGGAACCUGGAGAAAAGUUUGUCCUCUAAUGGGUCUUUUCAGAGUCAACACAAAAGCAGGGCAAAACAGGUGAUGGUGACUUCCUUUCCCAGACUCCUGCUGUACUGCACGCCUCCUGGACAGCCCUGAGCCCAGGUAAAUGGUCUUUCUACCAACCCCACCUGAUGGGUGAGGUGACUUCAGUGUCCAAAGCCAUUGCACUUCGUGGGUGCCUCUCCAAAUGGUAAGAAAAGAUCUUUGUUUUUACUGCCAAAGCUGAGACCCAGCCUUGUUUUCUCCAGGUUUUCAUACAGGGAAUGUCCCUGGUCCUCCCAUUCUUCCUUCCAUCAGUUUUCAGGAUUUGCCACAUUGGAAAUGAAACUUUUCUAAUUAUAUGUAAACAUAAAUCUUAUGCCUUUGUAUAAAUCUUCCAAAGCGAAUUCCUUAGGGGAAUACCCCCUACUUAGCUAUGUUUCUGUUGAGUGGAAAUGAGGUAAGAGCGCAAAGCAGUUAGCCUGCCAUCAUGGUGGUUCUUCCCAGAAAUAACAGAGGUAGGUGGCCAGCGCCGCAGCUCACUAGGCUAAUCCUCCGCCUGCGGCGCCGGCACCCCAGGUUCUAGUCCCGGUUGGUCCUCUUCUAUGUCCAGCUCUCUGCUGUGGCCCAGGAGUGCGGUGGAGGAUGGCCCAAGUGCUUGGGCCCUGCACCCGCAUGGGAGACCAGGAGGAAGCACCUGGCUCCUGGCUUUGGAUCGGCACAGCACGCCGGCCAUAGCAGCCAUUUGAGGGGUGAACCAACGGAAAAAGGAAGACCUUUCUCUCUCUCUCUAACUCUGCCUGUCAAAAAAAAUAACAACAACAAAGGUAGGGAAGAGAAAGAGUAAUCAUUUCCAAUACUGUUCUCCCUGUGUGACUUGUGGAAGAGGAGGACCUAGCGUAUGAGCAGAUCUGUGGGACAGGCCUGGGAAGGUGAGGAUGGCCGCCGGGUGGGGCUGGUGGUGACUGAUACAGUGGGGGGCCAGGCAGAGAAGGCUGCUUAACAAGCAGAAACGGGACCAAAGAACACAAACAAGGAGGAGGUCCCAGAAGAUCGUACUAAGGAGAAGGGCCAGAAAGCUGAUAAAAGAUUCCUUAAAUGAUCUGGAAAAUUGGGGAAGUGGAACACAGAUAAUAAUAAUGUAAAGCUUUUUGUGUAGAAGUUCUGGGGUGAAUCUCAGAAAAUGGAAACACUGCAUCGAGCCUCCCUGGUCAGGCACAUACAUUUAGUACCGUUUACAGGCAUACCAUUCCUCUCCUCAGUGUUCAGCCACCAAAGAGGAAUUGACCAAAAAGGUACUUUAAAAAUGAAGAAUUUGAGACAAGAAUAAUUUUUUGAAAUACAUUUUCCAUGAACUUUUUGAAGAUUCCUCAUUUAUGUUGACUCUGUCUUUGGCACAGUUUAAUGAAAAGAACCAAGAAGGUAGCAAAUCUGUUUUAAAGACUAGAUUUUGUAUGUGACUAUAGCCCUCCAUUCCCCACCCCCCAGAUAAAAUGGGGGUCGCCUUUAUUGUGUGCAGGAAGACUGAUUGUGGAAAACAUGUUUAUGAUGUGAAUCGGUGUGAUACUAUCAGAGCUAAGCAAUACGGCGAUGAGAAGGGCCCCAAAGACACAUCAGAAAAAGAGCAAGCUCCGUAUGCUAUGGGGCCACGCAAAUGCUUUAUAUUUAUGCUCAUUUCCUGGUCAGUUAGGAUGGGGUUUGACCAGGGCAGUCUUAACCCAAUAAAGGGUAACUACUGAGAGAUUUUCUUCAUUGGUGAAACUCUGGGGAAUGGUUCCUCAGCUCUGGCACAUAGCUUGCUUUUUAUGUCUCUCUAGGUCAAUUGUUUUCCUAAAACUGUGUUUUCUAGUAAAAGAGCCAACGGUGGAUCCAUCUGGUGGUCCUCUUUUCAGUAACACUUGGGGUCUGGCUUUGCUCUGUCUUCUUCCCCUCACGGCCAGAGUGAGCAUCCUGUAGCUGUCACCAGGAAGGAAAUUGACAGAACUUUCAUAAACCAAAGACUGGCAGAGACAAAGUAAAUAAUGAUGAAAAUGAACAAUAGAUCACCCAGAAGGAGUGUCCCUGCCAAAAAGAACAUGGCACUUCACCCUCCGUGAAACAGAUGCACACCCUGACCCCACAGGAGGCCAGGGCUGCCGGGUCAACAUCACUCACUUCUUGA